UAGCGUGUGAGCGGAUACUAGCCGAAGCCAUCAGAAGAAAAGCCGGUAAUCGGCACAAAUUGUGAAGAAACCGUUAAACACCCAGAAUGACCGUCACCUACACUGCCGAAGUAGCGACCUGUCGAGGGUUUGGCUGCUUCCUAAAGCUGCUGCUUAGAUGGCGCGGCAGUAUUUACAAGCUCGUGUGGCUAGAUCUCAGCUGUUUCUUACUGCUCUAUUAUAUGCUGAAUAUUACGUACCGAUUAGUAUUAAACGAGGAUCAGAAAAAAAUCUUCGAGGACAUUGUCCGCUACUGUGCCACCUACAGCAACCUCAUUCCACUUUCGUUCGUGCUGGGUUUCUACGUCACGAUCGUGAUGACCCGGUGGUGGAACCAGUAUACCAGCAUCCCGUGGCCGGACCCGAUCGCCGUCUUCGUCAGUGCCAACAUUCACGGUCAGGACGAACGAGGUCGCGUGAUGCGGCGGACGAUCAUGCGGUACGUGUGCCUCUGCCUGACGAUGGUCCUCACGAACAUUUCGCCGCGCGUGAAGAAGCGCUUUCCCACGAUCGACCACCUGGUGGAGGCGGGUCUGCUUAACGAGAACGAGCACAAGAUCAUGCAGGAUCUAAACGAGAAGUUCCCGCGCCACUCGAAGCACUGGCUGCCGAUCGUGUGGGCGGCCAGUAUUGUGACGCGGGCACGGAAGGAGGGCCGAUGCCGGGACGAUUUCGCCGUGAAGACGAUCAUCGACGAGCUGAACAAGUUUCGGGGUCAGUGCGGGUUGCUGAUUUCGUACGACACGAUCAGCGUGCCGCUGGUUUACACCCAGGUGGUGACGCUGGCCGUGUAUUCGUUCUUCCUGACGUCGGUCAUGGGCCAGCAGUGGAUCGAGACGAAGGACGUGGGCCAUGGGGUGGUGGUGAAGAUUGACCAGUACUUCCCGAUCUUUACGACGCUGCAGUUCUUCUUCUAUAUGGGAUGGUUGAAGGUGGCCGAGUCGUUGAUCAAUCCGUUCGGGGAGGAUGACGAUGACUUCGAGGUGAACUGGAUGGUGGACCGGAACAUCCAGGUGGCGUACCUGAUCGUGGACGAAAUGCACCACGAGCAUCCGACGCUGGUCAAGGAUCAGUACUGGGACGAUGUGCUGCCGAUCGAACUGCCCCACACGGUCGCUUCGGCUGAGUACAAAGAGGAGGAACCGCAGCCUUCGACGGCCAACAUCGAGGUGUCGCGGAAGGGCGCCGAAGUGAUCCCGGUGAUACCGUCCUCCGUGCGGGUAGACGAAAUGGUCGGUAAAAGAGGUCAAAACUAUGACUAUGCGGCAUAUCCUUCUGCUGAACAGCAGGGUAUGCUCGACGACGAGGUCGACGACAAUGCCAGCGGGAUCCACUUUUCGGCGUACGACAACAAACCCUUCAACCGGGGCGGCCCCUCGUCGGCGAGCCUGGCCAGCGUGGCGCAGCAGAUAACCCGGGUCAACACGGUGGCGUCGGCGUUGAAGCGAUUCUUCAGCAAGGACGAAGGCGGCAGUGUGAGCAGUCGACCGACGAGUGCCACGCCGGAAGCGCAGACGGGUCCGUUCCGGUUCCCGGGGUCGGCCAGUUCGUCCAACCUGACGGGGCGAUUACCGGACCGGGCGCAGGGCAGCAUUCGCAUCACGGACCAGGUAAUCGAGGAGGUGGACGAACAGCAGAUGACCAUCACGUCGAUGCAUGGCAAAAACGUGGACCCGCGGCCAACGGCGGCUAGUCUGUGGGAACACGGUCCACCGAAGCCCAGCGAACCGAUGGAUGUGCCCCAGCCGGCGUACAAGCGAACGCAAUCGGCGGUGGCCCACGGCGGCCAGUUUGAACAUUCGGGACUGUAUCCUCCGGGCGGAGUGGACUCGCUGCUGAGCGCAUCUGCUCCGACGGCGGGCGGCCAGUUUGAGCGCGACUUUGUCCCGCUGAACACCUCCCGGGAAGACGCCAACUUUAUGACCAGCAAAGACUCGCAGAAAAGUGUCGGCGCCGAAGACGCGGACGGUCCGGACGGAGACAUGAGCGAAGCGGACGACUUUGAGAAGCUGCGGGCGGCCCGCGAAAAGGAACGCGCCGAGCGGCAAAAGUUCAAGCUGGCGCGCUCCGUCAGCGGACUCGGCCCCGUCGAUCCGGACCUGCUGACGGAGAAGCUCACCAAAACGGCCGACGGGCAGCAGCACGAGCAGGGCAGCCAAACAGCGGGCCCGUCCGGUGCAGACACCCCGGACAACCGAAGACAUUCCGGAGCACCCGGGCAGGCGGACACGACCUUAUGAUUCUACGUGUCCGAUGAGGCCGACAACAUUGUGUUCAACGUCCGCGACGGAAGCUAGUAGUGACGGGAGGCGACGUUUGUGAACCUUUCCGUUCCCGGAUGGCACUGGCACUGAGUGGAGUGGAUGAGUUGUGAUCAUGGUUGUUUUUGUUCGUUUUUAAAUCCUCAUUGACGAGAACGAGAGAGAAAGUAUUCUUUUUUUUAGUUGUAAGACAAUCGUUACGAAGGCGCACACGUGUUUGUUCUAUUAAAACAUCAGUAUUUGACGAUAUUUAAAAAUUAU
Culex quinquefasciatus (southern house mosquito) is the source of this 2561-nucleotide messenger RNA. RefSeq names its product bestrophin-4. Bases 87 to 2279 code for a protein of 730 amino acids. NCBI's taxonomy places the organism in Eukaryota, Metazoa, Arthropoda, Insecta, Diptera, Culicidae. Gene Ontology annotation, molecular function: chloride channel activity. The record is from RefSeq and is a predicted model, not a curated record. The transcript has 5 exons.